AUGCCGAAGAGGCCGACGCAGGGCCUGUGGGAACAUCAUCCGCACCUCUGCCUGCCGCUGGCCAGGCGACUCCUCGCGGAGCGCGAGAGGCGACAGCCGGCCGCGCCAGCCCCCGCGCAGACUCCGGAGAACGCGCCACCAGAGCAGGCGGGCGAGGAGGCGAUGCAACACGACGCAAACCGCCCAGAUGUGAGUGGUGAGGGCUGGGAAUGCGUCAGUAUGUGGAGAUCGGCAGUGGUUUGA
This is a messenger RNA of Auxenochlorella protothecoides, 243 nucleotides long. RefSeq lists its product as hypothetical. The record is from RefSeq and is a predicted model, not a curated record. The transcript has a single exon. Lineage: Eukaryota; Viridiplantae; Chlorophyta; Trebouxiophyceae; Chlorellales; Chlorellaceae. Bases 1 to 243 code for a protein of 80 amino acids.